Molecule: messenger RNA, 891 nt
Organism: Vitrella brassicaformis
Lineage: Eukaryota; Vitrellaceae
Source: the annotation of a GenBank genome assembly
CCAUCCCCGGGCAAUGAGCCAUUCAUCAUCGGUAAGAAUGAGUUGCCUUGGCCGCUGGCGUCGUUUUCUGUGCGCUCCGAAGGUGGAUUGUCAUCCAUCGCCCUGAGAUCUCUUGUGCGCUGAGGAGGCCGGUCGGCAGAUCUGCACCGACCAGAGACCGUGCACGGCCCGCUCACGUAAGCCAGCAGAAAAGACAACACAAAUCACAAACAGCACUAAAUGGCUUCGUCAUGUCUGUCCUCGCCGCAGUGCGAUGGCCACCUCACACACCUCCUCGCGGCAAUCGCAGCCUGACCAUCCUCAGGCAAGUCAGAAGGAGAGGUCUGUCACGUCUGUGUGCCUUUAGGUGGUUUGUGUGUGGUUUUAGGAGUCGGGUGCGAUGGCUCAUUCAGAAUCGGCUGGACCUCAACCACACACACACACACAGGUACCCAACCGCCCCACACACAGAAACACCACACACGAUGUGAGCAUCUGUCUGCGUGUCCCCGUGCUGCAGGCCCGAAGGCGGUGGAAGAAACGAAGGGACAGAAGAAGAGCACUGUGGCGCAUCCCAGGCAGCAGAGAGAGCCGCAGUGAGAAGCACACAUGCGGCCAUCGGGGUGGGGGGAGUGGAUGGUGGGGUCAUUUUUCAUCAGGUGUACACGCCAUUCGCAGCGGUUCUUUUGUUCUUGUGCGUUCAGUCAUACACCGAUGUGUGCACGUGUGCAUACGCUGUCACUUCCGUCGUCUGAAGUGUGUUGUGCUAUCGCUGAGCUGACUCUUAUGCGGGUGCGUGGUUUUGGUGGGGGAGGUGUACAUGCACAGGCAGACAGGGAACAGACGACCAGAAGCAGGAGAGGUGCUGGUGUGUCGCACGUGAAUGCGCGCUCAUGCGAGGAAUCAAUGAAG